GCGAAGUUGUGAUUUGGAACAUUCUCGAUCAGUCUUUCUUCAGAUAUAUAACAUAUAAUAAUGGCGUAAAUAAGAAAUAAGUAUGACUACUAAAGAUUAUUUAUGUAAGUGUAUUUCGAUAUAUGGCGUGCCCGAAGAAGUAGGGGUGGAUAUUCUGCGACAGGAAAUCAAAAAUCAAUACCAUGUCAAUGCUGUUCGCAUUGAAGAGAUUACCUGUGCGGAGGCCGACAACACACGCAAACGAUGGAUUCUGGAACUGGAGGGAGAACAAUAUGCCAAGCAACUGAAAGGUACUGAUCUAAAGCUGGAGUUUGAUGAAGAAUGUGUCAUCGUCAAAUGCAAGGAACCAUCUGAAUUUGAGUUGCCGCAAGUUUGGAUCAGCCAAUCGGAUCUGGAUGUCGCCAAACCCACGCAGAGUCUUGUUUCAACGAGUGUGGAAAUGUCUGGUAAGUGUCCCGCUAUAGGAGGUCAAAACGCACCAUUGAUGCAUGUUCAGUUUCCUGCCACGACUGCGUCCCCAUGUGAUGAGACUCGCAUUAUAAAUCAGAUUGGACAAUAUGAAGACAGAAUUGUAGGCUCCGUAAAAGGUGAUUAUCAACCUAUGGGAACCAUGUUUCAAGAGCAAAAUACGAUGAGCCAAGCACAAGUUGGUCACGGAUUUGGAUAUAUGGAACAAGGGCUUAGUCCGAUGGGUCAAGGGGUUUUAAGCUUGAAUCAGGCUCAAUGGUAUGGUCCGAUGCGUCAAGCUGUAAGAAAUAUGGAACAACGAUAUGGACAGAUUGGACCGUAUGGCCAAUUACAGACACAACAACAUACGAUUACACGUGAUCCGAUAUCUGGACAAUAUCUCAUGCAUAAUGUUUAUCCUGGCAUGGCUGUUCCAGUAGCUGAGAAGUACAUGACACAAAUGCUACAGCCACAACCACCACAACAACGGAAUAUUGAACAAGGGCAUUUACACACAACACAAACAAGAAAUGCUGGUGAACACAUUACAAUAGAAGCUGCAUUUGAUGAUUCACCCACAAAAAUUUUAGUGCAAGACAUCCCAGCUGGGUUGGAUAAAGACAGUCUAGAGAUAAUUUUCGCUUCUAAGAAUCUUGGGUCAUGUAAAAUUGAAGAGAUUGACUUUGAUGAAGUUGAAAUGAAUGCUGUCAUACGUUUUAGCAGUCCAGAUGAUGUGAGGACUGUGCUGAAUAGUCGUCCAAUUGAAAUAAAAAAGAAGGAGGUAUCAGUAGAAAUGUACGUUCCUACGAAGCAGUGUGAGAUAACUGUUCGUGGACCAACGGAUAUCAUGGAGGCGGAAAAUGACGAUAUAUUUAAAUCUUAUUUUGAAAAUGAAAAAAAAUCAGGUGGAGGUGACGUAACAGAAAUAAAAUUCCGGUCAACAGACAAUGUAUUUGUCGUAACGUUUGAAGACGACAUAGUGGCAAAAAGAGUUGUGGAAAGAGGUGGUCAUCGCAUAUUGAGUAAAGACGUUAAUGUGGAGCUUUUAAAGCAUAGUCGAUCUACGAAAUCGACGGAUUCAAAAGACAGUAAAAGUGCAAUAAAGAAUGCGGAAACAGGCUUCCAACAAUCGUCCUACGGUACACAAACGGAGAUUUUGGUGGAAGAUAUCCCACCUGGUGUGGAUGAUGACUCUCUAUGGCGCGUUUUUACUUCUCGAAAACUGAAAUCAUGUACAAUCGAGGAGAUAGACUUUGACGAAGUGGAAAUGAACGCUGUUAUACGGUUCGAAAGUCCAGAUGAUUUGAAGACUGUGCUGAAAAAUCGUCCAAUAACAAUAAAACAGAAGGAGGUGUCUGUAGAAAUAUACGUUCCUAAGAAGCAGUGUGCGAUAAUUGUUCGAGGACCAGCGGAUAUCAUGAAAGCGGAAAAUGAAGAUAGAUUUGAAGCAUAUUUUGAAAAUGAAAAGAGAUCAAGUGGAGGUGAAAUUGCAAAAAUAGAAUUCAGGUCCAAAGACAAUGUUUUUAUCGUAACGUUUCAAGACGAAAUAGUGGCGCAAAGAGUUGUGAAAAGAGGUAGCCAUCGCAUUUUGAAUAAAGACGUAAAUGUGGACCUGUUUAAACCCAGUCGAUCAACAAAAUCAACUGCUUCAAAAGACAGUAGAAGUACACAAGAGGGCGCGGUAAGAGAAGUCCGAAAAUCGCUUAUAGUUGACGGUACACAGACUGAGAUUUUGGUGGAAGACAUUCCACCUGGUGUGGACAAGGAACAACUAGAGGACGUGUUUUCUUCUCGGAAACUGAAAUCCUGCAUCGUAGAAGAGAUAGACCUUGAUAAAGUUGAAAUGAACGCUGUCAUACGGUUUAAAAGUUCUGAGGAUGUGAAGACUGUGAUGAAUAAUCUUCCAAUAAAAGUAAAACAGAAGGAAUUGGCUGUACAAAUAUACAUUCCUAAGAAACAGUGUGUGAUAAUUGUGCGUGGGCCAUUGGAUAUCAUGAAAGAGGAAAAUGAAGAUAGAUUUGAAGCAUAUUUUGAAAAUGAAAAGAAAUCAGAUGGAGGUGACAUUGCAGAAAUAGUAUUCCGGUCAACAGACAAUGUUUUCGUCGUUACAUUUCAAGACGACAUUGUGGCAGAAAGGGUUGUGAAAAGAGGUGGUCAUCGCAUUUUGAGUAAACACGUAUAUGUGGAGCUUUUAAAACCCAGUCGAUCAACAAAAUCAACGGCUUCAAAAGAAUGUAUAAGUACAAAAGAUGGUAAAGAAAUAGACGUCAAACAAUCGCAUAUAUUUGACGGUACACAGACCGAGAUUUUGGUGGAAGACAUUCCACCCGGUGUGGACGAGGUCACACUGGAGAGGAGUUUCACCUCUAGGAAACUGAAAUCAUGUAUAGUAGAGGAUAUCGACUUUGAUGCAGUUGAAAUGAACGCUGUUAUACGGUUUGAAAAACCUGAAGUCGCUCAAAGAGUUGUGGAGAGAGGUGGCCAUCGCCUCUGUGGCAAGGACAUUGACGUGCAGCUUUCAAUUCCGAGCCGUUCAACAAAGACAACUGUAUGUGAAAAUAGAAACACCAUUAAGGGAAGUCACUGCGCAGAUAGGAAUACUGAUGAGCCCAAACCAGUCACAUCAAUUCAAGUACGUGGCGUCAACAAAUUGUCAAACAGAGAGUCAGUACAGUGGUAUUUCGAGAACAAGAACAAGUCUGGCGGUGGUGACAUAGAACAGCGGUCCACGGAUGAUGAGGAUGACGAUGUUAUUUACAUUUUGUAUAAAGAUGAGUCAGUUGCUAAGGAUGUCGCUGGAAGAGUACACACCAUUGAAGGGCAGAAGCUGGAAGUGACAUUGUACACUCCACCGGUUCCUCCACCUAAUUACCCAAACAAGCUGCUGAUCAAAGGACUUAGCGCCAAAACUUCAUUUAGUGUUCUAGACCUAUAUAUAGAGAGCAAAACAAAACGUUCCCUUGUGAAAGACUUACUGACUUACCAUAUUGAUCAUGAUGAUACGGUUCUUGUAACAGUGAAUGGAGAAAUAGAUAUACAGACAGUGCAAGAGGCAUGCAAAACCGCCCCACUAGAAGGUUCUUUCUUAAAGAUUCUUCAAGUUCCCAUGUCCAAGAUUGUGCUUGUAUCCAACAUUAGCGAGGCUGUUACAGAAGAUAUGUUAUCUUUAUAUUUUGAAAGUGUACAAAGUAGCAAUGGAGGUCUAGUCGAAAAAGUUGCGAUGUUUGCCAAACAGAACUACUGCCUUGUACAUUUCGUUGACUACAAAAGUGUGGAUAAUGUUCUGUCAAAAGAGCAGAAGCUUGAUGGAAGACUGCUCGAAGUUAAGAGAUACUUCCAAUGCAUAGGGCGGGCAGAAGGGGACACGGUUGAUCGGAGAUUGGAAAAAAUACAGAUUACUAACUUGACUGUUAUUGAAAUAAAAAUGCUUAUAGCAGACAAAUUUGACCGUGACAUGGAAGUAAAAUAUACUGGUGCAAAAGUGACAAUUAAUCAAGAAAACCACGAAAUAGAAAUAGAAGGAGUUGAUUCAGUGGUGAAAAACAUUCAAGCGGAAAUGAACCAAAGAAAAUAUACUUACAAGAAAAUACAAACAACAAGUCCGGUUAAAUUAGAACAAAUAUAUAGGAGCAAGAUUGUGGACGAAUACAUUGAACAUAAACUUGAACAGGCCGAUGUUAUUGCGGUUUGGGAAGCAGAACAUGGCAAGUUGCACGUUAUUAGCAAAAGUGGUGAGAUGGUCGAUAAAGCAGUUACUAUUGUUCAAACGUCUGUGAAAAUAGGCCCCCCAGUAAAAUUAACAACUGAACAUAAAUCAUUGAUUGAGACGAUUCAAUGGAAACAAUUUCUAUCAAAAUUAAGCACAGAGCACAAAGGUGGUUCGUCAAUUGCGUCUGAGUGCGAGCAGUAUAUUAAGGAACAUAAAACACUAGGCGAAGGAGACGUGUUUGUGUCAAAAGGAGAUACUGUGCAUACGCCUGGAAUGAGGUUUGCGAUGGACAGGACGGGAAGCGCUGACAUCGGAACACAACGACUUAACAUUAAAACAACUAAGGGUAUUGGGAUCGUUCUGAGACUGGGUCUACUGCACCGGGAAGUUAUAACGGUCGCUGCAAUAUUCUGUCCACCUGUUCAGGACUACGACACUCUUGGUCAGGCGGGCUCGCUGGUGUUGAGCCUGCAGGAUACUGAGAUGCAACGACUGAUAACGCUGUUGACUACCUCUUCGUAA
Molecule: messenger RNA, 4678 nt
Organism: Dreissena polymorpha
Lineage: Eukaryota; Metazoa; Mollusca; Bivalvia; Myida; Dreissenidae
Exons: 18
Coding region: 83-4678 (1531 amino acids)
Molecular function (GO): RNA binding
Source: RefSeq, a predicted model, not a curated record